GCUGGCAAACCCUGCCAGGGAAGGGACCUUUUCUCAGCCUCAUUCAUUCAAGCCCGAUCCAGGCAACCAGCAGCUGUCCAGAGUGAGCGGUUGCCUCUUGGUUGUCAGCCGUGGAGACCUGGCUUCAGGCUUGCUUCUUCCCCUCCCACGUCGGUCCCCAGAAUUUCAGAGGAAGACUUUCUGGCAGGUGGACACAGAUUUAGCCUGGAUGGAUGGAUGGAUGUCUAAUCUUGGCUGAAUUUCUGCAGCGUUCUUGGAUGUUGUAACCUGAAGAGUGGAAAGAUGUCCUCCAUGUUUAGCAAACCUCGAGCUGUCUCUUGGGCCAGCGAACGCCACCCGCCAAACCUUCUGCAGGAAUGCAACGUGGCCAUCCUGGGCUGUCAAGGAGCUGGCAAAUCAGCGCUAACGGUGAAGUUUCUUACCAAGAGGUUUAUAAGCGAAUACGAUCCUAAUCUGGAAGAUACCUACGCUUCAGAAGAGAUAGUAGACCAACAGCCUGUCUUGCUCAAAGUGAUGGAUACAGCGGAUCAGGACAUACCAGUGGGCUGUGAGAGGUAUCUGAACUGGGCCCAUGCCUUUCUAGUAGUCUACAGCAUUGAAAACCGGAAGAGCUUUGAAGGAUCACAGCAGUACCUGGACCUCAUUGCUCUCCACUUGAAGAACACCUUCCAUGAAUCUCCCGUUCUCCUGAUAGGGAACAAGCUGGAUAUGGAACAGUACAGACAGGUCACCAAAGCUGAAGGAAUAUCUCUUGCCACCAAGUACGGCUCCUCCUUCCAUGAAGUCUCGGCAUGCCUGGAUUUCGAAUCCGUGCAGCACAUUUUCCACGAGGCAGUACGGGAAGUGAGGCGAGAGACGGACAGUCCUCUGGCAGUCCGGCCCUUGUUUAUCAUUGAAGAGAAGCCCUCAGCUCACCUGGUCCCAACCGCCACCAUUGCCUCCACCUACAACUCACUCUCCACUGUCAACUACAAAGAGGUCCCUUCCGUUGCCCAAGCGAAGCUGGUCACGGUCAAAUCCUCAAGAGCUCAAAGCAAGAGGAAAGCUCCAGCCUUGACUUUGCUGAAGGGGUUUAAGAUAUUCUAAGCAGGGGUUCUGCGAGGCGGUUCCAAGGUAGAACGUGGAACAACCACCGUUGUUGGGAUGGGUUCUUGAAUCCCCAAGCAAAGAUGAGACCAUUUUGAAUAUUCCAUCUCUUGGCCUUUUCCAGAGCCCAAGUGGCCUUCUCAGAAUGCAACAAAGCAUUUUGGGAAAAGGCUACGAAUUGACAGUGGACAAACUAUGGAUGAAGCCACCAGGUGGGCAAGGUGGUUCUAAACUUUUUUGGAGGGGUCAUAAACAU
Messenger RNA from Pseudonaja textilis, 1342 nucleotides. RefSeq names its product RAS like family 12 (gene RASL12). Gene Ontology annotation, molecular function: GTP binding; GTPase activity. The record is from RefSeq and is a predicted model, not a curated record. NCBI's taxonomy places the organism in Eukaryota, Metazoa, Chordata, Lepidosauria, Squamata, Elapidae.